Rana temporaria (common frog) is the source of this 3673-nucleotide messenger RNA. RefSeq names its product C4b-binding protein alpha chain-like. The transcript has 24 exons. NCBI's taxonomy places the organism in Eukaryota, Metazoa, Chordata, Amphibia, Anura, Ranidae. The record is from RefSeq and is a predicted model, not a curated record. Bases 248 to 3001 code for a protein of 917 amino acids.
GAUUCCUUUUGUCCUCACCUGAAGUUGUUAGCUGAUCAUUCCCAGAACUCAGCUUCUCAAACACAUUUGUGCUAAACUUUCUAUUUUGUCGAUUUUAAAUAUAUUUUUUAAUUUUUACUCCUACAUAUCAUGUAAGCCAUCAUAAGCCAUAUAAUCCCCUCUUUGCAGAAGUUAACACUGUAACGAAGAAGAGAAGAAACAUUUUAAAGAGGGGUCCUGAAACUUAUGACCACAAAGUUUACUAAAGAUGUCUUUGUUGGCACAGUUUAUCAAAACCUAUACAAUCUUUUUUCUGGUUUCAUGUCUGACAAUCUUCACCAAUGAAGUUCAUGCGCAAGCAGCUCGUGAUUUCUUUUGGAUGGAUGAUAUAACUACAGUAAGGCCAUUGGAGACCAGCACAGGUGCCUUUCAAGAACAAGAACAAGAUCGCCUUGGCCCUAAAAAAACUUUCAAAACACCAGAUGCCUUUCAAGAACAAGAUCGCCUUGGCCCUAAAAAAACUUUCAAAACACCAGAUGAUUUUGAAGGAAUAAAAGAGACAACUACCACUGAAACAUACACUCCAACAGAUGAAGGAAAAAAAGAGACAACUACCAUUAAAGCAUACACGUCAAGAGCAAGUGGCUGCAGUUUUCCACCUCGACUGGAUUAUGCACAACCUAGAGAUUCAUACCUUUCUCAGACUACAUUCUCUAAGGGAUCAAAUGUGAAUUACAAUUGCCGACCCGGAUAUGUACGUGUUCCUGGAGUUAGAAUUUAUGCAACAUGUUUGGAAGAUGGCACAUGGUCAAAUCCUGGGAUUUUUUGUAAACGUAGAUCAUGUGGUAAUCCAGGGGAAGCGGAAAAUGCAGAGAUGACAGCUGAUGAUGACUUUUCUUUUGGCUCUAAAGUUACAUAUGUUUGCAACCCGGGAUACAGGAUGACGACAAGAAGGAAAUAUAGAGAAUGUCUAGCAGAUGGAACUUGGAGUAAUGCGCUUCCUGAAUGCGCAGCUCAGCUAUGCCCACCACCACCAGAUAUUAUCAAUGGUGUAGUUUAUCCUUUAAAGGAUGAAUAUUCCUACCUGGACUCUGUGACGUACUCCUGCAAUAGAAAUUUGGCACUUAUAGGUGAAAGCUCUGUCUCAUGUAAGGAGGAUGGGGAAUGGAGUUCAAAUGCCCCUGAUUGCAAAGUGGUUAAUUGUUUAAAUCCACAUGUACCCAAUGCGAUAAAGAUAUCUGGAACUUCAGGCCCAUAUAAUUUGAAUUCCGUUGUGAGAUUCGUGUGCCCAACAAGCACUCAUGUGUUGAAUGGAUCUGACACUAUUAAAUGUAAUCAGAAUAGUGAAUGGGAACCUACUCCUCCAAGAUGCCUUGGUGUUUGCAGGUAUGUUCCUGAGAUCUAUUUUGCUGAACCGGUAGAACCUACAAGAGAGAAUUUUUUUGUGCAAGGCACAACACUCCAGUUCAAGUGCAAGGAAGGUUAUAAACCUGUACCAGAUGUAAAUAAUGUUCUAACUUGCUCCGGGAGAACAUGGACUUCACAUAAAACAUUUUGUAUACCAAUAUACUGUGGGAACCCUGGCCCUAUCAGUAAUGGACACAUACAGACUGGAACAUUUUUCUUUGGCUCUGGUGUAACCUAUGAAUGUAGAAUUGGGUACACAAUCAUUGGCGACGGUUAUAGAAGAUGUCAAGCAGAUGGAACUUGGAGUUUGCCUAUUCCUGAAUGUGAAGUUAAGAUCUGCCCAUAUCCUAACAUUACACCGAAGACUUCCUUUAUCCCUGUGAAAAUCCAAUACCAGUAUGGUGACAAACUGACAUACAACUGUAGUGAAGGAUAUCAGCUCACUGGAGAAUCUGAGAGUGUCUGCAAUCAUGAAGGGAGAUGGAGUCCAAAGCUACCUUCUUGCAGAGGAAUUUGUAAUGCACCUAAACAACUUGAGUACGCACAGCUGAAUGAAAUUUUUUUGGAUGGAAAAACCUUCUUUCAGAAUGAUAAAGUUCUAUACACUUGCAGGAAAGGCUAUUCUCGUAAUUACGAAUAUAAUAAUACUUUAAUUUGCUUGGGAAACUUUAAAUGGUCACACCCUGAGCCAUUCUGUUCACGAAUAUCUUGUGGACCACCUGAAACAAUAACAAAUGCAGUAUAUGAAGCAAAAAACUUUUUGUUUGGCUCUGAAGCAGUCUAUAAAUGUGAAAAAGGGUACAAUAUGGUGUUGGGGAACAAUACCAGAAAAUGCUUGGAUACCAAAAAGUGGAGUGAUCCCAUCCCAAAAUGUGAAGUACAGACCUGCCCACCACCUGAGGAUCUUGUAAAUGGAUCAUACAGCGUUCAAAAGAAAAUAUAUACUUACCUGGAUUCAGUGACUUACAAGUGUGAUCAUUUAAAUCUUGUUGGUGAAGCUUUAGUAUCUUGCACAGCUGAAGGAACCUGGACAUCUGGAGCACCAGAAUGUAAAGCCGUCUGCAAUUCCCCCUCUGAACUUGGAUAUGGAGAGCUGGUAGAAACAUUUUCUCAAAAACAUUAUUUUAAUGUUGGUACAUCCCUGAAAUACAAGUGCCGACCAGGCUACAUCUCCACUGACAAAGCAAGCAAUGAAAUUACUUGUGGUCCUGACCUUAAAUGGUCAGAACCUGAAGUAUUUUGUGAACGCCUGUCAUGUGACAACCCAGGGGACAUUGCUAAUGGACAAAUGCAAUUUAAAGACUUUUUGUUUGAAUCAAGAGUAACUUAUACCUGUAAACCAGGAUAUACUAUGAUUUCAAAAAGGAACUACAGAAGCUGUCAAGCAGAUGAAACUUGGAGUGGUACACCCCCAGUGUGUAAAGCAUCCAUAUGUGAUAACAUUUGGGAACUGCAAGAAGAAGCUAGAAAGUGUACAUCAACCCCAGAUGAGUGGAUUAAAUAUCUGCAGGUGCAGUACCUCUACCUUCAGAUAGAGAACUUAAAGCUGGAUAUUGACAUUAAAAAGAAGAAACUGAGUGCUGAGAAAAAGCAAGAAAAUUGGGCAAGAAAAUGAUGAAAACUAAAGUGCAACACAUACAAUUUCCCAUUUAUACAUACUUGUGAUCAACAAAGACAAAGAAAAAGGCAAAUGGGUCUAUCUAUAAAAACACAAAUUCAUAAUCUUUUUUGUGGAAAAUAUCAAUUUUCAUUGGUUUGCAUACUUGUAUAGCUGUUCUGGGAAAAUGUCUACACUCACAAUUACCAUAUUUCAAUAAAAAUGGGGGGGGGGGGGGGAUAAGCAGCAUCUAUUUUGUAGGCAGAUUUUGCUUUGUUUGCCAACUAAUAUUUUGGCAAUAAUUCACACCACCCUAAAUCUGGGGUACUCUAUUCAUUUAAAUAGAGGCAAGAUGGUGAAUUAACUUCUUGCAGUUUGUUUUCUAGUCUGUCUUUCAGAAUUGUUCCAGGAAACCAGGCAAUAUAGUAAAAUAGACAACAAUGACUAAGUGUAGAAGCCAAAAAUAUACAAUUUUGCAGAUUUUAGAAAUAGACCAUAUCUGUUACAUUCUGGCAAAAUGUGUAUUUUUCUUGCAAAAUAUGUAACUGUUUUUCUAUUGCAUAUUAUAUAAACUGCAUUUUCAUUCAUGCUUUUAUUUUAAGGAACUUUGAUGGAACUAACAAAUUUGCUAUUUGAUCACAUAUGCAGUUUAUGGCAAUUUUAUUAAAUAAACGCUUUUGCUGAUGCAAA